Molecule: messenger RNA, 1925 nt
Organism: Rhodamnia argentea
Lineage: Eukaryota; Viridiplantae; Streptophyta; Magnoliopsida; Myrtales; Myrtaceae
Product: UPF0051 protein ABCI8, chloroplastic
Exons: 2
Coding region: 40-1716 (558 amino acids)
Biological process (GO): iron-sulfur cluster assembly
Source: RefSeq, a predicted model, not a curated record
UUCUUCUUGUUGUUCGCUUCUCUCUCAGCCACAACCACCAUGGCGUCCCUGCUCGGCAUCUCCUCCCGCUUCGCCGCCUCUCAGUCUCCCUCCGAUUCGCCAAGAUUCUCCAAAGGGUUCGCCCCACGGAUCGACAACCUCAAGCCCUCGCGCCCGAAGCCCUCGAAGGACCGCAGGAGCCGCGGCUUCUUCAGUGUCCGAGCCGACGUGGGCUACCAGACGAGGCCCGACGCAGGUAACCCUCCCUCCACCUCGACUUCGGCUCCCACCUACGAUGAGAAAGUCGCUCAGAUUCUGAGGUUUAACGAUUACAACAAGAAGUAUGGGUUCAACGUGGACAUAGAUUCGUUCUCGAUCCCUAAGGGGCUUUCUAGGGAGACCGUUCAUUUGAUUUCCGAGCUCAAGGAGGAGCCCGGUUGGAUGCUUGAGUUCAGGUUGAAUGCUUUCGAUAAGUUCUUGAAACUGAAGGAGCCCAAUUGGUCGGACAACGCUUACCCGAAGAUAAAUUUCCAGGAUAUGUGUUACUAUUCAGCUCCUAAGAAGAAACCCACCUUGAAUAGCUUGGACGAGGCCGACCCGGAAUUGGUCAAGUAUUUCGAUAGAUUGGGUAUCCCUUUGAACGAAAGGAACCGGCUUGCCAAUGUCGCGGUCGACGCGGUUCUUGAUAGCGUCUCCAUUGCGACCACGCACAGGGAGACGCUGAAGAAGGCUGGUGUGAUUUUCUGUUCGAUAUCUGAGGCGAUUAAGGAGUAUCCGGAUCUUGUCAGGAAGUAUUUGGGGAGAGUCGUGCCUAGCGAGGAUAACUACUAUGCUGCUUUGAAUUCUGCAGUGUUUAGUGAUGGGUCGUUUUGUUACAUACCUAAGGACACGAAGUGCCCGAUGCAGAUUUCGACGUAUUUUAGGAUAAACGCGAUGGAGACUGGGCAAUUUGAGAGGACUCUGAUAGUGGCGGAGGACCGAAGUUUUGUGGAGUAUUUGGAGGGGUGUACCGCUCCGUCUUAUGAUCGGAAUCAGCUACAUGCUGCUGUGGUGGAGUUGUAUUGUGCUGAGGGCGCGGAGAUCAAGUACUCCACGGUGCAGAACUGGUAUGCUGGGGAUGAGGAAGGGAAUGGAGGGAUCUACAAUUUUGUCACAAAGAGGGGCCUUUGCGCGGGGAAUCGCUCGAAGAUUUCUUGGACACAGGUGGAGACAGGGUCGGCCAUUACAUGGAAGUACCCAAGUGUAGUUUUGGAGGGUGAUGAUACUGUGGGUGAGUUUUAUUCUGUAGCAUUGACUAAUAAUCAUCAGCAGGCUGAUACAGGAACAAAGAUGAUACACAAGGGGAAGAAUACGCGAAGUAGAAUUAUUUCGAAGGGUAUUUCGGUUGGAUUCUCGAGAAAUUGCUAUAGGGGGCUUGUUCAGGUUCAGUCAAAGGCGGAAAAUGCCCGAAAUUCUUCACAAUGUGAUUCCAUGCUCAUUGGUGACAAAGCUGCUGCCAACACCUAUCCGUAUAUCCAGGUAAAAAAUCCCACGGCUCGCGUUGAGCAUGAGGCCAGUACCUCAAAGAUUGGUGAGGACCAGCUAUUCUACUUCCAGCAGAGGGGUAUCGACUACGAGAAAGCGAUGGCCGCCAUGAUCUCCGGUUUUUGCCGCGACGUAUUCAACGAGCUCCCCGAUGAGUUCGGUGCCGAGGUGCACCAACUCAUGAGCUUGAAGCUCGAGGGAUCGGUGGGUUAGGCGGGAAAAUUCUUGUCUUGUAAAUGUAGGCUGUAAGUCUCACUUACGUAUAGUCCGUGCAUGUAAAAAUCACCUACGUGAUCCUCCAUUGUCUGUGAGCUUCUGGUUAACUUCUUUGACAUUGGGUUAAUAAUGUAAAUGCACCAUCUAUGGAGCACUGUCACAGUAAUUUUGAAUAAAAAAAAAUGGUUUUUCAAAGUUGUUGGGUC